AUGAAUCUGGACCUCAUGAAUGCUGCUGGGGUUUGUACUUGGAUAAAGUUCCAAGCAACUGCUGGACCGUGUUCCCCAUCUGCUUUUCUCCGGCACAGAGACCCAUUUGCUCUGCACGUAUGGUUUUGUUUAUUUAUUUACUUAUUUAUUCUUUCCUUUCUAGGCUUCUGGGCCGAUCGAACACCAGUGCAUGAAGCAGCCAGGCGGGGAGAAAUCCUGCAGCUGCAGCAGCUGAUAGAGAGCGGAGCCUGUGUCAAUGCGGUCACCUAUGACUCUAUCACCCCGUUGCACGAGGCGAGCCUGCGAGGGCAAACGCAGUGUGUCAAGCUCCUGCUGGCUGCAGGGGCCCAGGUGGAUGCCAGGAAUAUCGAUGGCAGCACUCCGCUCUGCGACGCCUGUGCCUCGGGUAGCAUAGAGUGUGUGAAAGUGCUGCUGUCCCACGGCGCCAAGGUGAACCCUCCCCUUUACACAGCAUCUCCUCUCCACGAAGCCUGCAUGAAUGGUAGCUCAGAGUGUGUGCAACUCCUCAUUGACGUCGGUGCAAACUUGGAGGCUCACGACUGCCAUUUCGGGACGCCCCUACACGUGGCCUGUGCCAGGGAGCAUCUGGACUGUGCAAAGUUGCUGCUCAAGGCAGGGGCAAAUGUGAAUGCUGCUAAACUUCACGAGACAGCCCUCCACCAUGCAGCAAAAGUGAAAAACGUAGAUCUGGUGGAGAUGCUGAUUGAAUUUGGAGGAAACAUUUACGCAAGGGACAACCGAGGAAAGAAGCCAUCGGAUUACACCUGGAGCAGCAGUCCCACAGCAAAGUGCUUUGAGUACUACGAAAAAACGCCGCUGAGUUUGUCACAGCUUUGCAGAGUUACGGUGAGGAAAGCCGCCGGGCAGCGAGCACUGGAGAAGAUUGCCAAGCUAAAUAUUCCUCCGCGAUUAAUCCAGUACCUGUCCUACAACUGACAGGGGCGAAGGUGGCCGGGAAGGACGAUAUCUUUAGCUCCCGCAGUAUGAAGUAUCUGUCUCUUUCUCUUCUACCUCCCCCCAAGAAACUAAUUUUAAUUUAAGCAAACUGGUGUAAAUAGUAUUUAUGAGGCAGCACUUCCUCUUCUCCGUGGGCAAAGACACGCUCAGGCAACGUGUAGCACUGGCUUGAAGCUGUAACCUCUCCUGGGGUGAUCUGUUAGACUGUCACUAUGUUCGAGGCUGUAGCGCUCGCUCUUUGAGCGGGAUUAAUCUUGCCUAAUUUUACCUGUCUCUAGCCUAAAGGCAUCUCCGUAUGAUCUAGCCAGGCUCCCUUUGCAGUCAGUGAAGAGAAAUAGAUACUUCUGGAGCAUGAUUCAUCUGUCCUGUUUUAGAUGCCUCUGCUGGGAUGAUACAGUACGCCUCGGGAGCACCUGUCUCCGCUGACUGCAAAGGGAUUUAGAGGUGAUACCCUCGGAUACGGAUGUCUGUGUCUCUGCAGUGGGAGCGCUGGACCCACCUCUGUGUUAAUAACUCAAGUGACAGCUGCCUAAUGCCAGGGACAAGGGACAAGGCUCGAGAGACCCGCGCGCUCUAGCUGGAGGCAAAUUAAGUCCCCAGCAAGCUCAGGACUAAUUAGAGGCACUGCAACCGGUUACUGACUUUCCACGAACUUCAGCAGGCUUUGGCUCAACACCAGCACUGAGGACAAACUGCUGCCAGAUCAGGGUUGACUUUGCCCAUGCUCCUUCCCUCGCUGAAGGUGAGCCAGCUCUUACUGUAGUGUUCCUCUAGGGUAUCACCAUGUCUAAUUUUCAAGCCCAAGCAGGAAGCAGGUCUCUCUGCACGUCCAAGGAUGCUUCCCUCCAGAGGGCUGGUCCCAAAGAAUAUUUCUCCACUUGCUCUGAGCCGCUGUGGCCACUCUGUUGGUUUUAUGUGCAAUAAGUGGCAGAGCUGCUGCCCGGUGGUGCCUGAAGUACGGCGAGGGCAUGUCCUUUGCGUAGUGGUGCAGCAGGUCGCUGUGAUGUAUUCCCACACGUGAAAGGCAGUAGGAGGGCUGGGCUCUGCCUU
This is a messenger RNA of Aptenodytes forsteri (emperor penguin), 2028 nucleotides long. RefSeq names its product ankyrin repeat and SOCS box containing 13 (gene ASB13). Gene Ontology annotation, biological process: protein ubiquitination; intracellular signal transduction; positive regulation of protein catabolic process. Bases 1 to 957 code for a protein of 318 amino acids. The transcript has 6 exons. Gene Ontology annotation, molecular function: protein binding. Lineage: Eukaryota; Metazoa; Chordata; Aves; Sphenisciformes; Spheniscidae. The record is from RefSeq and is a predicted model, not a curated record.